CCUUCCACUCCCUCUCAUGGUGUUGGAGGCAAGUUUUUAAUCCAGGUGGAUUAUGGCACAAAUUGUGCUACUGUGGACGUAAACGGCUACAAAAUCCAUGCUGACACAUUCUUUUUUUUUGUCUUCCUAAACAUCUGAAGAAAUUGUUUCAAAUGUUGGGUCUGAAGAGGAAGAACAUGGAUGAACGUGGAUCAGAUCCAGCCAAAUCCUCUGUUUUCAUGGAAUGUUCUCUUUGACAGAAACCUUCAAAGCUUCUUGCACUGAAACGUUGGUGAAUCUUCUCAAACACUUGCACAGGUUAGUGUCAUCCAGAUCUUAUGGAAAUGUUCCUGAGCAGGAUCAGAAGCUAAAUGAGAAGGUGAGGUUGUGCAGCAAGAUGAGUUUAUCCUGAGGUGACCGAGAGGACUCAGAAUCCAGUCCAAACCAUUUCUGAACUUUAAACACACCUUCCAAACUUGUAAAAGGCCACGAUUUGAAGCAGCACUGUGAGGACCUGAAGACCUGAGGCUGAGCUGGAGGCAGGAUGGAGGACGGGAGGCUGCACAUGAGAAGGCUGCUGAGGAUUCUGGGACUCUGCUGCCUUUGGACUCUAGCUCGGGCUCAGAUGAAGAUCCCACCUGAGACGGUUCAGGUUUGGGCAUCCGUUUUCUCUGUUGAGCUUCAGCAACUCUCCACUAAAUACUCCGGAUCUUUGCUGCUCCAGAAGAAACUGAAGGAUGUGGAGUCCAUUGUGAAGAUUGUGGAGCUGGACGGUGAAGACUUAGUGAAGGAUUAUUCCAAAGACAUCGAACGAAUGUUGGGAAGCAAAAUGAAGUCAGUGAAGAGGUUAGCCGAGUCUGCGGAAGACGCGGAUUUGUACCAUGAAUUCAACGCUUCCUUACAGUUUGAGUACUACAACUCCAUGCUGAUAAACACCAUGGAAGAGGACGGAAACUACUUGGCUCUGGGCGGAGAGUUUCCCCUCGAGGAAAACGAACACUUCAACAACCUGCCCGUCAACACACAGCAAAGCGACAUCCAGGUUCCCACCAAUGUUUACAACAAAGAUCCUGACAUCCUCAAUGCCAUCUACAACUCAGAGGCUUUAAAUGACGUCUUCAUCAACAACUUCCAAAAGGAUCCAACGCUCACCUGGCAGUACUUCGGCAGCUCGACCGGUUUCUUUAGGAUCUACCCUGGUAUUAAAUGGAUUCCAGACUCCAACGGUGUGGCCACGUUUGACUGCAGGAACAGAAACUGGUACAUUCAGGCCGCCACGUCUCCAAAGGACAUCAUCAUCAUGUUGGACGUGAGCGGCAGCAUGAAAGGCCUGAAGAUGACCAUCGCUAAGCACACCAUCAACACCAUCCUGGACACGCUGGGAGAAAACGACUUUGUCAACGUCAUUGCAUACACGGACUACGUGCGCUACGUGGAGCCGUGUUUCAAGGGAACUCUGGUUCAGGCCGACUUGGAUAACAGGGAGCACUUUAAGAUCCUGGUGGACGAGCUGCACGUCAAAGGAGAAGCAAAGCUGAAGAAUGCCAUGAAAGAGUCCUUCAAGAUCCUCAACGAGGCGAGGAUAAACGGUCAGGGCAGCAUGUGUAACCAGGCCAUCAUGCUGAUCACUGACGGAGCCAUGGAGGACUUUGAGUCUGUCUUUGAAGAAUUCAACUGGCCUGAGCGCAGGGUUCGAGUCUUUACCUACUUGAUUGGCAGAGAAAUGACCUUUGCCCAGAACAUGAAGUGGAUCGCCUGUAACAACAAAGGGUACUACACACACAUCUCCACGCUGGCGGAUGUUCAGGAGAACGUCAUGGAGUAUCUGCACGUGCUCAGUCGGCCGAUGGUCAUCAACCAUGACCAUGACAUAAUUUGGACUGAAGCCUACAUGGACACUGUGCUCCCAAACACUAAAGAGCUGUUUAACACCAAAGCCCAGAGUCUCCUCCUGAUGACCUCGGUGGCCAUGCCGGUGUUCAGCAAGAAGAAGGAGACGCUGUCCCAUGGGAUCCUGCUGGGUGUGGUCGGAUCCGACAUUCCACUGAGGGAAGUGAUGAAGCUGGCGCCGAGAUACAUCCUUGGAGCACACGGCUACGCCUUCCUCAUCACUAACAAUGGAUACAUUCUGGCCCAUCCUGACCUUCGACCUUUGUAUAAAGACGGAAAGAAACUGAAGCUAAAGCCAAACUACAACAGUGUGGAUCUGUCCGAGGUGGAGUGGGAGGAUGCGGACGAGAAGCUGAGGACGGCCAUGGUGAAGGGCGAGACGGGCAGCCUGACGCUCAAUGUCCGAGCGUCCGUGGACGAAGGGAAACGACCUCUCUUCCUCGUCCAUGACUAUUUCUACACAAAUAUUGAUGACACACCUUUCAGUUUUGGGAUGGUGCUGACACGGGAUCACGGCCAGCUGAUGUUCAUGGGAAACGUGUCUGUGGAGGAAGGCUUGCAUGACCUCACGUCUCCGGACCUGACAAUCGCCUCUGAGUGGACGUACUGCGAGACGGAUAUUGACCCCGCCCAUCGUAAAUACACUCAGCUUGAGGCUGCCGUCCGCUACCUGCUGGGAAAAGAACUGGACCUGGAGUGUGAUGAGUUGUUGCUUCAGCAGACGCUAUUUGACGCUGUGGUCACGGCGCCGCUGGAAGCGUACUGGAACACGCUGAUGCUCGACGACGGGGUGGAGGAGGGCGUUGAAACGGCGUUCCUCGGUACUCGAGCCGGACUGAUGCGGGUCAUGAGAUACACAGGAGCAGAAUCUAGAGUGGCAAAAAGGUUUUUGACUCCAGCUGACAAAGACAACCUGUUUACCAUCGAUCACUUCCCGCUGUGGUACCGCUUGGCAGUGGAAAACACGCCCGGACGUUUCUACUACUAUCCCAUCAGCGAGAAAGGAGUGAAAUAUGUCAUAGCAACGACAGCCGUGACUGUGUCCUCUGAAGGAAAGACGGCCAUGGCUGGAGCCAUCGGGCUGCAGAUGUCCGUUGACCUGCUGGAGAAGAGACUGUGGUCCAUCACCAUUCAGCCCAGCGACACAGAUUGCUCAAACAUCGAUGGUGUCUGUCCUCUGAGCUGUGACAGUGCGGACCUGAACUGUUUCCUGGUCGAUAACAACGGUUUUAUCGUCUUAUCAAAGGAGAGGGAUGAGGUCGGACGUUUCUUCGGGCAGGUGGACGGUUCCGUCAUGGCGUCACUGAUGAAGAUGGGAAUGUUCAGGAAGGUUUCAUUGUUCGAUUAUCAGGGGAUGUGUAAGAACAAUCAUCAUCACGCCAGCGACGCUCAACCUUUGAUCACUCCGUUCUACAGCAUGGUCACGCUAUUACGGUGGUUCUUCUACAACAUUCUGAUGUUCCUCCUGGACUUUAACCUUUGCGGUCUUUGGCACUCGGAUUUGGUGGUCGACGCCAAAGCGAAUUAUCACACAAGUCACAAACAGAAGAAGGUGGAGCCUCUGCAGCCAUGUGACACAGCCUAUCCUGGAUUCAUGUACGACUCCACAGUCCAAGAGGCCAACAGCCUGAUCAAGUGUGGACGCUGUCAGAAGAUGUUCGUGGUGCAGCAGGUUCCUGACAGUAACCUGGUUCUGGUCGUGACUCAGGCCGACUGUGACUGUUCCCGUCAGUAUGGACCCAUCCUGCUCCAACCCAAAGAGAUGAAAUAUAACGCCACAGUCAAAUGCAACAGGAUGAAGUCACAGAAAGUGAGACGUCGGCCGGAGUCCUGCCACGCCUACCACCCCAAGGAAGACGCGAAGGAAUGUGGCAGCGCGGCGACCAUGUUUUUGUCACGCAGUCUUUUCUCCGCCUCCGCUGUCAUCUCAUUGGUUCUCCAUAGAGCUGCACCAAUCAGGAUCUUCUGAGGAGCUGUAGACAGACGGGCAGCAGAAAGGACCAAAAAGGUUUUUCUUCUUCUCUUGCGGUCAGUCUGCCGCAGGGACUUCAAGGGCUAAAAGGAUUUAAACCACCUCCACAAACCAGACUGGACUGUGGCGCCUCCUACUGGACAGAGCAGUCAGCCUUCAGCACAAUGUAGCAUUUUGGUGGAAUUAU
Thalassophryne amazonica is the source of this 4028-nucleotide messenger RNA. Its product is annotated as voltage-dependent calcium channel subunit alpha-2/delta-4-like. The record is from RefSeq and is a predicted model, not a curated record. Gene Ontology annotation, cellular component: voltage-gated calcium channel complex. The coding region runs from base 524 to 3838 and encodes 1104 amino acids. Gene Ontology annotation, molecular function: voltage-gated calcium channel activity. The transcript is spliced from 40 exons. Lineage: Eukaryota; Metazoa; Chordata; Actinopteri; Batrachoidiformes; Batrachoididae.